Molecule: messenger RNA, 2247 nt
Organism: Malania oleifera
Lineage: Eukaryota; Viridiplantae; Streptophyta; Magnoliopsida; Santalales; Ximeniaceae
Product: subtilisin-like protease SBT1.7
Exons: 1
Coding region: 1-2247 (748 amino acids)
Biological process (GO): proteolysis
Molecular function (GO): serine-type endopeptidase activity
Source: RefSeq, a predicted model, not a curated record
AUGAAGAACCAGCAACAAAAGAGGACAUACAUCAUUCAUAUGGACAAGUCUCAUAUCCCAGCGAGUUUCAACGACCACCUCCUGUGGUAUGAAACUUCUUUAAAAUUGGUAUCCGACUCCGCCAAGAUGCUUUACACCUACAACAAUGUGAUUCAUGGUUUUUCAACUCCACUAACAAUCGAAGAAGCCAGGUUGCUAGAAGGGCGGCCUGGUGUUCUCUCCGUCCUACCCGAAGUGAAAUACGAGCUCCAAACGACUCGAACACCAGACUUUCUGGGAAUUAGGAAAGGUGGUGUUGAUCAAACUUCACUCCCAAAUUGCACCGCUACUAGUCAGAUUAUUAUUGGAGUUUUAGAUACAGGUGUGUGGGCUGAAAGCAGAAGUUUCUCAGACGAGGGUCUUGGCCAGGUGGGAAAAAAGUGGAAAGGUCAGUGUGAAACGGGUAACAACUUCAACUCAUCAAGCUGUAACAGAAAACUGAUUGGUGCAAGGUUCUUCUCAAAGGGGUAUGAACAACAGGGACCAAUAGAUGAAACAAAAGAAUCAAAGUCACCGACAGAUGACCAAGGCCACGGAACCCAUACUGCAACUACUGCAGCUGGAUCAUUUGUUCCCAAAGCCAAUCUCUAUGGCUACGCCCCGGGAAUAGCACAAGGGAUGGCUAGAUGCGCCCGAUUGGCCGCAUACAAAGUGUGUUGGAUAAAUGGUUGUUCGAGCUCUGAUAUCCUAGCUGGAAUGGAUAAGGCUGUCGAAGACGGUGUUGAUGUCAUAUCCAUGUCCCUCAGUGGACAACCAGAGGAAUACUAUCGAGACAAUCUAGCCAUAGGAGCUUUCGGAGCAAUGUCUCGAGGUGUCUUUGUAUCAGCCGCAGCAGGAAACCGUGGACCCGACGACGGAAGUGCGAUGAACACAGCACCAUGGAUCACCACAGUGGGUGCUGGAACCUUGGAUCGCAACUUUCCGGUGGACGUGAUCCUUGGGGACAAAAGAAACUUAACUGGAGUGUCGAUUUGCAGUGGAAUGGGCUUGUCAAACAAGUUUUAUCCUCUUGUCUACGCAGUUAAAGUGAGUAGGAGUACGUUAUUUGCUAAUCAAUGCGCGAAUGGUACCUUGAUUCAUAGCCAAGUUAACGGAAAAAUCGUGGUGUGCGAUCGAGGUGGAGACGUGCCGAGAGUUGAGAAAGGCAUUGCGGUAAAAAAUGCAGGGGGCGUAGGGAUGAUUCUGGUGAACGAGCAACCUGGAGAAGAUGCACUGGCCGACGCACACUUCGUGACCGCUGCUGCGGUGGAUAAAGAAACUGGUGAGUUGAUAAUGAAUUACAUCAAUUCAAGCACUAAUCCAACCGCCACAAUUGCUUGCAAAGGGACGCAGGUCGGCAUUCAACCAUCACCGAUCUUAGCAGCAUUCAGUUCCAGAGGUCCGAAUUUACUCACGCAGAAAAUACUCAAGCCCGACAUGAUAGCACCAGGCGUCGGAAUACUAGCUGGGUGGACUAGUAAGAUCGGACCUUCAGGACUACAAUAUGACGACAGGAGGGUAGAAUUUAGCAUCGCUUCAGGUACAUCAAUGUCUUGCCCGCAUAUAAGCGGGCUAGCAGCCCUCCUGAAGGCUGCACACCCACGCUGGAGCCCCGCGGCUAUAAGGUCUGCCCUCAUGACCACCGCCUACACCACGUAUAAAAAUGGGGAAACCAUCAAAGACACUGCGACGGGAAAGUCAGCCACUCCGUUUGGUUUCGGCGCAGGACACGUGAACUUCAUGUCAGCAAUGGAUCCUGGCCUCAUCUACGAUGCAGGAGUUGACGACUACCUAGACUUCCUGUGUGCCUCCAGAUACGACUCGUUCGAGCUUCAACCAUUUAAUAAUGCGCUAAAUAGAAGCUUUACGUGCGAUUGGAGUAAGAAGACGUACGAGGUAGGAAAUCUUAAUUACCCGUCUUUCGUGGUUCAUUUAUUUCCAGGUUUCGGCAAAGGCAGUGAUAACAGUGGCGUUGUUAAGUACAGCAGGACCCUAACGAAUGUUGGCUGUCCAUCAACGUAUAAGGUCUCAACGUCGGGGCUGACGGAUUCGGUGAGUAUCUCAGUUGAGCCUGGAACGCUGAGCUUCGCCCAGCCAAAUCAGAGCAAGAAUUAUACAGUGACAUUCAACUGCAGUGCGAAGCCUUACGGUACCACUGGGUUUGCGCGUCUAGAAUGGACAGAUGGGAAACAUGUAGUUGGUAGUCCAAUUGCUGUCAUCUGGGAAUGA